Messenger RNA from Moneuplotes crassus, 579 nucleotides. NCBI's taxonomy places the organism in Eukaryota, Ciliophora, Spirotrichea, Euplotida, Euplotidae. The record is from the annotation of a GenBank genome assembly.
AUGAGAAGUAAGAACUCUUCGGAAUAUAUCGGACUUAACUUAAGUGGAAAUGAAGCAAAACAACACAAGGAGAAGAUACGAUUCUUAAAUCUUCUCAAUGAUGUCAAAUUCAAAGAUGUAAUAGAUCAGGCUCCAUUGCUUAAAUUAAUGGAAGAUAUUUCAGCCAAUUGGAGGACAGGCUUUAAGAGUGAUGAAUCUACUAUCGAGAAACUUAAGAACAAACUCAAUAAAGAGAAAGCACUCGUCUAUAAAUACAAGAAGUCAAACCCAAACCUGAAAAAAUUAAUUAGUAAAUGUGAAAAAUAGUAUGUCAACUUAAUAAUAACUUAGAAAACGAUGAAGUAGAGACCAAGAUUAAUAUAUUAAAAUUCAAAAGAAACUUAGCUGAGUACCGUAGACAUCAGAAGAUCUCCAAAUCUCGUAAAUUAGCCACUGACCAAGCUUACAAAAAAGAACUGAAGCAGAUAUACAACAGAUGAGUGACUAAACACAACAUCAGCAAAGGGUUUUACACAUCUGAGGAUUAAUAACUCCUAAAACCUUCUCAUGUUUAUUUUCGAUAAAUCUACAUUUCAAUAU